Molecule: messenger RNA, 1362 nt
Organism: Melampsora larici-populina 98AG31
Lineage: Eukaryota; Fungi; Basidiomycota; Pucciniomycetes; Pucciniales; Melampsoraceae
Exons: 3
Coding region: 83-1162 (359 amino acids)
Biological process (GO): fatty acid elongation
Cellular component (GO): endoplasmic reticulum
Molecular function (GO): oxidoreductase activity
Source: RefSeq, a predicted model, not a curated record
AGGUGCUCCGCGGUAUUUUAACUCGAACUUCACUUUCGGAUUUCCUCAACUUCACUUCGACCACUCCUUUCAAUCGUCCAUCAUGCUUUCGAACCUUCUUCAAGUUCCUCUUGGCUGGCUCAGAACUGAGGCACGAUCUGAAACAAGUGCAUGGAUUAUCCUUUCAUUGACUUUCCUAGGAUUCAUCACCCUCGCUAAAUAUCCAAUCUCUCUAAUCCGCCUCUUACUUACAUUCACACCACUUUCUAAACCGUUCAGAUUACAAUUAUCAAGUUUAUCAAAGAACAAAUUAAACAAAGAUGGUCCGUCAAAUUGGGCGGUGAUCACAGGUCCAACAGGUGGAAUUGGAAAAGAAUUUGCUUUACAACUUUCUAAAGCUGGUUUUAGUUUAUUUUUGAUUGGUAGAAAUCCAUCUAAAUUAACCACUCUUGAAAAUGAAUUAAAAUCGACCAUGAAGAGUUCAAAUCAAAUUAAAUCUCAUCCGAUCGAUCUCGAAAACGCUUCAGAAUCAGAUUGGAGUUCACUUCAAGAAGCUUUAUCAUCAGCAGCCAAGAUUGCACCUAUCUCAGUCCUCAUCAAUAAUGCAGGAUUAUCUCAUGCUUCACCAGUCGAAUUUGAAUCGACUCCUCUAGAUGAACUCAAGUCAAUCACAGCUGUUAAUGUGAUCGCUCCAGUACGAUUAACCAAAAUGACGUUACCAUUCAUGUUACCUCAAAAGGCUGGUCUUAUCCUUAAUGUUGGAAGUUUUAGUGCACUUGUACCUACUCCUAUGCUUGCCACUUAUGCUGGGAGUAAAGGGUUUCUUUAUACUUGGUCACAAGCUCUUGGUACUGAACUAAAACCAAAAGGAAUUCAUGUUCGAUUAUUGAAUACUUAUUUCGUGGCUUCAGAGAUGUCCAAGAUAAGAAAAUCGAGUUUUAUGAUCCCAUCACCCAAGACCUACGUGAAAAGUGUACUUGAUACGAUAGGCUUACAAGGAGGAGCGAUUGGAAAAGCGUAUAUUUCAACUGGUUAUUUAGCUCAUGCACUCGUUCAAUGGUUUGUGGAUCGAUUUGGAACCGAGAAUUUUUGGUUACAAUAUAAUCUUAAUCUUCAACGUUCAAUUGCUCGUCGAGUUGAACUUAAACGAAUUCGAAUGGAAAAAUCGAAGAAAGAUCAAUAAUCUAUAUCUAAAAUCAACAUAUUUAACUACAGGGGGUUUUAAUGGCUCUAUGUUUUUUGUAAUUUGUGAUGAUUUUACAGGUAUCACAUUUUUCUGAAAAGGCCUUUUUUGAUGAAAAUAUCAUAUAUCUUAUUCAGCUUGUAAAUUCCCCAAAUAUAUCGCAUACUCAAUACAAGAGAAUGAACAAAACAGUUUUGUAU